UUUUGUGUUUCGGAUAGAAAUCUCGGUUCUCGGUUCUCCGUUCCCGUUUCCCAUCCAACAGGAUGCGCGCGAUACCGAAAUGGGUUGAGAAGAUCCACGAUUCGACGGAGAAAAGCGAUGUGGCCAGCAUUCAUUGCAUCUGCUACCAUCCGGAGGGUGUACAGUUGGUGGCUGGCGCCGGAGAUAAGGUGCUGGUGUACGAUCCCAUCGAUGGCAAUCUGAUCAGCACGCUCAAGGGCCACAAGGACAUCGUGUACUGUGUGGCGUACGCUAAGGAUGGCAAAAAGUUUGCCUCGGGCAGUGCCGACAAAACGGUCAUCAUCUGGACGAUCAAGCUGGAAGGAUUGCUUAAAUAUUCUCACAACGAUUCCAUCCAGUGCCUUUCGUUCAAUCCGAUCUCACACCAGCUUGCCUCGUGCGCCGUAUCGGAUUUUUCAUUCUGGUCACCCGAGCAAAAGGCAGUCCAGAAGUACAAAGCCACGGCACGCAUCAAUGCGUGCGCCUGGACGAACGAUGGCCAGUACAUUGCGCUCGGGUUGGCAAAUGGAACGAUUUCGAUACGCAACAAGGCCGGUGAGGAGAAGAUCAAGAUUGACCGGCCAGGUGGGGCCAAUAGUCCAAUCUUUGGGCUUGCCUGGAAUCCACCGGCAACGUCCGGUUCCUCGGACAUCCUCUGUGUGAUCGAUUGGGGCCAAACGUUGUCCUUCUACUCGCUCGGUGGUCAAGCGAUUGGCAAGGAGCGCAACUUUGGUUUCGAUCCGCUGUGUCUGAGCUUCUUUCCCAGUGGCGAGUUCCUGAUAGUGGCCGGAUGCAACAAGGCCCUGCAACUGUUUACACGCGAUGGUAUCCGGUUGGGGAUGCUUGGUGAGCAGCACGAUUCCUGGAUCUGGACAGUGGCCGUUCAUCCGGCAGGAAACUUUGUGGUUGUUGGAUGCCAGGAUGGGACACUUGGGUGUUACAGUCUCGCCUUCAACACCGUGCACGCUCUGUACCGCGAGCGGUACGCGUUCCGUGAGAACAUGUGCGACGUAAUCAUCCAGCAUCUCGUGUCGGGCCAGAAGGUGCGCAUCAAGUGCCGCGAUCUCGUACACAAGAUCGCAAUCUAUCGGAACCGCUUGGCGGUACAGCUACCCGAACGGGUUGUACUGUACGAGCUCAGCUCUGCCGAGAAUCAACCGAUGCACUACAAGGUGCGCGAAAAGAUUGCGAAAAAGUUCGACUGCAGUUUGCUUGUAGUUUGCGCCCAACAUCUGGUGCUGUGUCAGGAGAAGAAGCUGCAAAGUCUCGAUUUUAACGGUGUGCUACAGCGCGAAUGGUUGAUGGAUAGCUUCAUACGGUACAUCAAGGUCACUGGAGGGCCAGCCGGUCGGGAGGGAUUGCUGCUCGGUCUGAAGAGUGGACAAGUGUGGCGCAUCUUUCUGGACAAUUCGCUUCCGAUUCUGGUGACCACCGUCCUGUCGUCGGUUCGUUGUCUCGAUCUGAACGCUACGCGUACCAAGCUGGCCGUGGUGGAUGAUGCGGGACGCUUGGUCGUACGCGAUCUCAUCAACGAUGCGAUGCUGUACCAGGAUUCGGCCGUCAAUUCCGUUGCCUGGAACACACACCUUGAUUCGAUGCUCUGUUACUCGCACACGACCGGUGGGUUGAGUGUGAGAGUUGGCUCGUUGCCACCUCGUAGUCCACAGACGAUGCUUGGAGUGGUGGUUGGGUUGUGUGGUGCGACCGCUUUCUGUUUACGGGGCAACGUGAUGAGUAACGUACCGCUGGCCCUCGGUGCCACGAUGUGGCAAUUCGUCGAAGCGGGAAUGUUUGAGGAUGCAUAUCAGGUGGCCUGCCUUGGUGUACCACUGUCCGACUGGGAAGGUCUAGCACAGGCCGCACUCGAUGCGCUCAACUUUCAGGUGGCACGUGAUGCCUACGUCCGGGUACGCAAUCUCCCAUGGCUCGAACUUAUCGCGGAACUAAGAGAGCGACAAAAACGUGGCGAAACCUCGAAAGAAGUGUUGCUUGCGGAAGCGUACGCUUUUGCAGGCCGGUUCAAGGAGGCUGGCCGAUUGUAUCAAAAAUCGGGCACCAACAGUAAAGCACUCGCCAUGUACAGCGAUCUACGAAUGUUCGAUUUGGCACAGGAGUUCCUUAAAGAAGGCAGCGCUGCCGAUAAAAAGGAACUCAUACGCAGACGAGCAGAGUGGGCCUGUUCGGUGCAUGAACCACGAGCCGCCGCAGAGCUACUGCUGUCCGCCGGUGAGUCUGAGCGUGCGAUCGAAAUCGUGGCCGAACAGGGAUGGGCCGAUGUGUUGCUCGACAUUGGAAGGCGGUUAGCGGCGACGGAACGCGCACCGCUUGAGCUGAUCGCAGGCCAUCUGCGCCGACUGAAAGCACUUCCACUGGCGGCCGAAAUCUAUCGGAAGCUUGGUGAGGAAGAGCAGGUUGUACAGCUGCACGUGGAGGCUCGCGAUUGGCCGGAAGCGUUUCGAUUGGCUGAACAUCUACCGAAGGUACUGCCGGAUAUCCACUUUCAGCACGCACAAUGGUUGGCCGAAUCGGAUCAGUUCAUUUCGGCCCACGAGGCGUUCAUAUCGGCCGGACGUCCCCAAGAGGCAACCAAGUUGUUGCGCAAUCUGGUCGAGUGUGCCGUCUCGGAGGAACGCUACCUGGAUGCGGGGUAUUACACGUGGCUGCGGGCACAUCAGGAGUUAAAGCUGUUGGCCAACAGCUCGGAACAGAACCAGCAGGACGCACUGGUUUCAUCGGGAGCGGUGGAAGAGUAUCGAUCGUUGCUGAAGUUUGCAUCGAUCUACUACGCGUACAACACGAUCAAUUCGUACCUGAAGGAACCGUUCACCAGUAGCCCGCCGUUGACGCUGUUCAACACGAGUCGCUUCGUUGUGAACCAAAUCAAUGGAAGCAAUCCACCGAAGGGUAUCAGUUUGUUUGCCGUUUACUAUACACUUUCGAAGCAAGCGAAGGUACUCGGAGCGAAUAAGCUGCAUCUGCAGAUCAACAACAAGCUACAGUCGCUUAAGAUCCCUGCCGGCAUUCAGGAGCAGGUGGAUAUUAGCUACAUCACGAGCCGUGCCUGUCCCGGAGGUUUCAACGAUCCGGAGGAGCUCCUACCGAUGUGCUACAAGUGCUCGAACUACAGUCCCCAUCUCCAUGGCAACCGAUGCCCAAACUGUCAGCAGGAGUACAUCUUUUCGUACGUUUCCUUCGAGAUUCUACCGUUGGCCGAAUUUACGCCGGAACGGGGCAUUAGCGAACAGGAAGCGGAGAGGCUGUUACUCGCUCCACCGAAGACCGAUGCAAGCGAUGGACAGCGGGAUCAGUUUAUUCAAGAGGACAUUAUCGACACGUUCCCGUCAACACUCGAUCGAGAUGCGCUGCGUGCGAUUGAUCCACGGGAAGUGAUCAUCGUCCGGGGGCCGGCACCGCUACCAACGCGCUACUAUCGUAAUCUGUUGCCCGAGCUUCAGAUUACCGUGUGCUCGGAGUGCAAUCAGGUGUUCCACUCGGAGGACUUUGAGUUGCAGUUUCUACAGAAAGGCUACUGUCCGUUCUGUCGCACGGCCGAGGAGAGUCUUAUGAAUUGAAAGUGCCCUUUGUACGCGCGUGGCACGCGCUGUAUGACGAUCUCAUGGUAAAUGUUUAGGUGCGAGUGUACGUGGAAUCCAUUCCGUCCAGUUCAAAGUGUGAUAGGAACAUAGCAUUUGCGUAAUAUGUUAAUACUGCCUUUUUUGUCGAAAUAAAU
Anopheles aquasalis is the source of this 3748-nucleotide messenger RNA. RefSeq names its product intraflagellar transport protein Oseg1 (gene Oseg1). Gene Ontology annotation, molecular function: protein binding. The record is from RefSeq and is a predicted model, not a curated record. Lineage: Eukaryota; Metazoa; Arthropoda; Insecta; Diptera; Culicidae. Gene Ontology annotation, biological process: intraciliary retrograde transport; non-motile cilium assembly; protein localization to cilium. Gene Ontology annotation, cellular component: intraciliary transport particle A; non-motile cilium.